Molecule: messenger RNA, 3536 nt
Organism: Nerophis lumbriciformis (worm pipefish)
Lineage: Eukaryota; Metazoa; Chordata; Actinopteri; Syngnathiformes; Syngnathidae
Product: interleukin-2 receptor subunit beta-like
Biological process (GO): immunoglobulin mediated immune response; cytokine-mediated signaling pathway
Cellular component (GO): external side of plasma membrane
Molecular function (GO): protein binding; cytokine receptor activity
Source: RefSeq, a predicted model, not a curated record
CAGACCAGGAGGACAUGAAAGCAGCGCAUGCGAUAUAAACUGUGGUUUCCCUCACCUUAUUAGUCUUCAUCGGCUGCGGCGUUGAUGGACAUGACAUCGGACGGACUGGAAGGGACGUUGUGCAGCUUCCCCGACAGAAAUCAAACGUCACCUCAUUUGCACAUGUGCACAGAGUGAGAUGGAGGAGGAAGCAGUGAGUUCCAUCCUGCGUCGACCGCAGAGAAACAUGAGGGCCGUUCUUCUUUUCCCUCUCCUCUCCCUGCUACGGGUCGACGACGCCAAAACACACACCUGCCCCGAGCGCCAGCAUGAACGUCUCAUCUGCUACAACGACUACAGUCGUAACAUCACGUGCCUGUGGAACGACACACGCGUUUUACGCACGGACAACACGGCGUGCCGCAUACACGCAGAAAGAAUCGGCCUUUCAGAGAAGAAGAAGACGCGUUAUUACAACGCUUCCUGUGUACUGGUACCAGUUGACGUCUCCACACCGGGACUUAAGACGUGCUCUCUGAUCUUCAAGAAAGCCGGCAUUUUUCAGUCCAACCACAAGUUGGGAAUUUCUCUGGACUGUUCCUCUGUGAGGAUGAACUACACACCGUACUGCCACGUCAAGCUGUAUCCUCCGACAGAACCCAAAGUCAACAUGACAACAGUCUCCUAUUUGCCCCAAGUAGUCGAGCACCUCGGCAUCUCCCGUUACACCUUCCAGCUGCAGUGGAAGCCAAAGGAUCAGCCGUGGAAUGGCGCACGGGUGCUGAGCGAAGAAGGGCAAUGUGAGUCUUGCUGCCAGACGGAGCUGAGGGAAGAAUUGCUGACGCGUGGCACGACUUAUGAGGCGCGCGCUCGAGUGCGCCCGUCCAAGUUUGACUGGUCGUCAUGGAGCGACUGGAGCCCUACAGCAUCGUGGACUUCAGCCAUUGGAGUGGCCGAGGCGCCACCCUCAGGCUUCUUUGCGCUCGUUCUAGGAGUUACAGUCUCGGGCACAGCCUUCGCCCUGUUUCUGGCUGUUCUCAUCUUCCGAAUUGACAAGACCACCUGGGUGAACACUGCAAAGAAGAUAAAAGGGCCACCGCUACCAGACCCAUCAAAGUCCUUCCUGCAGAAUACCUGGGUGAGUCCCCAUUUCAGCAGUGAGUCUUUGCAGACCUUCCUCCGGCUGGAGGAAAUUAUCCAGGUGAAGUCAGUUGGCCAUAUGGACGUUUUUGCACCUUGCCGUCCAGAGCUGUCGCUGCAGGAGAAGACCAGGAGCAGGAACGCUGGCUUGAGCUUCUUCAACCCCAGGUACUCCCAGCUGUGGCCUCCUUCAGUCCACUCCCUCACCGUGGGCGACCUGGAGCCCUGUGCCGCCGACUCCCCUUACGGGCCCGUUACGACUCCCGCGGAUGACGAAGGCCUCAACAAGGUUUGGGAUGAGGACAUGGAGGAUGUCCUGGAACUUCUGCUGAAGCUCUCCCAAGGCAGCGACGGCAGUGAGGCCAUGCCAGUUAUUUCGGACUAUGCCAAAAUCGAGAGGCUCCAGGUUGAUUGCGUCCAGACGCCGGAAGAGGCCAGUGACGAGGCGGCAGAAGAAGGCAGUGAUGAAGAGACAGCGGGCAAAUGGAGAGCUCUUCAGAAGAGCUGUGAGGGGAGCAUCACUGAAGGCUCCAUUCAAGUUUGCCUCGACAACGACUGUGUCCACACGCUACACGACUCCAGCCCCGAGCUCCCCAGCCUGGAUUCUGGCAUCAGCAGUGCGGGUGAGGAACAAGGAAGUCAAGAGGAGAGUUUAGAGGACAUCUUGGGCGAGAAGUCCAGCAGAUUCCGGUUUCCUCCUUGUCCUCCUCCACCUCAGUGCUCAUCUUCGUUCCCACCUUCAGGCAUCUACGGAUGUUUUGGUCAACCUCUGCAAAGUCUGCAAGCUCUCCUCGAGUCUCAUGCGGACUCGACGUCAUCAGUGGAACCCUCCAGUGGCGGUUACAUGGCCGUCUGCAGGAAGACGCCUGAAAAUGACGACAUUAGUCAAUAACUGAAUUUUUAUUUGGACAUGAAAGCAUUACGCCAGGGGUGUCCAAAGUGCGGCCCACGGCUAAUUGUGAAAAUACUAUUAAAAUAAACAAGCUAAAAAACAUAAAAAAGUGGGAUACUAUAAAAGAGCAAACGGGUGAAACGUAAGGAGAACAAGUUGUAAUUUUCACUCUAAUACCACAAAGCUGCUAUAAAGACCUUUUUUUUUCCUCUAAAACUGUCAUUGCUUAAGCAUAAUAAUGAAUCGAAAUCGAUAUUGUUAUAAAUUAUUGACCAUUCAAAUAUCCACUUUGAAAUAUUUUUGGGGGAAAAUAUUGCAUCUUUUGCUUGUUUGCAGUAUAAAAAAACUAAGUUUUCUUUGACAAAAAGGGCAUAAAACAAACAAACAAAAAACACAUUAAAAACAUAAUACAAAAAUAUCAAUCAAUCAAUCAAUGUUUACUUAUAUAGCCCUAAAUCACGAGUGUCUAAAAGGGCUGUACAAGCCACAACGACAUCCUCGGUUCAGAUCCCACAUCAGGGCAAGGAAAAACUCAACCCAAUGGGACAAUGAGAAACCUUGGAGAGGGCCGCAGAUGUGGGGACCCCCCCCCCCCCCCAGGGCGACCGGUGCAAUGGACAUCGAGUGGAUCUAGCAUAAUAUUGUGAGAGUCCAGUCCAUAGUGGAUCUAACAUAAUAGUGAGAGUCCAGUUCAUAGUGGAUCUAACAUAAUAGUGAGAGAGUCCAGUCCAUAGUGGAUCUAACAUGCUAGUGAGAGUCCAGUCCAUAGUGGAUCUAACAUAAUAGUGAGAGUCCAGUCCAUAGUGGAUCUAACAUGAUAGUGAGAGUCCAGUCCAUAGUGGAUCUAACAUAAUAGUGAGAGUCCAGUCCAUAGUGGAUCUAACAUGAUAGUGAGAGUCCAGUUCAUAGUGGAUCUAACAUAAUAGUGAGAGUCCAGUCCAUAGUGGAUUUAACAUAAUAGUGAGAGUCCAGUCCGUAGUGGAUCUAACAUGAUAGUGAGAGUCCAGUUCAUAGUGGAUCUAACAUAAUAGUGAGAGUCCAGUCCAUAGUGGAUCUAACACAAUAGUGAGAGAGUCCAGUCCAUAGUGGAUCUAACAUAAUAGUGAGAGUCCAGUCCAUAGUGGAUCUAACAUGAUAUUGUGAGAGUCCAGUCCAUAGUGGAUCCAACAUAAUAGUGAGAGUCUAGUCCAUAGUGGAUCUAACAUAAUAGUGAGAGUCCAGUCCAUAGUGGAUCCAACAUGAUAGUGAGAGUCCAGUUCAUAGUGGAUCCAACAUAAUAGUGAGAGUCCAGUCCAUAGUGGAUCUAACACAAUAGUGAGAGAGUCCAGUCCAUAGUGGAUCUAACAUAAUAGUGAGAGUCCAGUCCAUAGUGGAUCUAACAUGAUAGUGAGAGUCCAGUCCAUAGUGGAUCUAACAUAAUAGUGAGAGUCCAGUCCAUAGUGGGGCCAACAGGUGAGCAGCGCAGAGAAGUCCCCAAUCGAUGCACAGGCGAGCAGUCCACCCUGGGUCCCGACUUUGGACAGCC